CCCGACUGAACCCUCACGCGACCCCAGACGAGACUGACCCAGUCUAGUCUGUCCCACACCACUAAGCACCAAAGCACCACCACUGCACCACCACCACACUCCAGUUGUAUUACCCAAUCUCAUCCUCUCCCCCUCCCGUCUGCUGCACCACCACCACCAUCACUACAGCAAGCAGCAACACGCACGCACUGCACCGCACCCACGCACGCACGCAUCACAUCACACACACACCAACGACCACACACACCCUCUGCCAGCCCUGCCCCGCGCCGCACGCACGCAGAGUGGAGCAGCCGGUCCCUACCACCGCGCACGUCCAGCGGCCACCACCAUCAUCACAACCCGCUCCCAUCCACAAGACAUGAGCGUAGUCAUGCCGCUGCCCCCCGCCCCGGCGCCGCGGUACGCCUUCUCGCGCUCGUCGACACCCGGCGCUGGUGCGCGCGGGUCGUCGCCCACGCCCCCCUCAUCGGCGCGCUUACACUCGCGCCCGGCAACCCCGCCCCCAGGUAGCAGUGCACUGCUGCCAGGCUCAGGCUCGGGGCUUAAUGGCCUGCCUGCGCACCUCCUCGCCACGAGCAACGGCCUGCAGGCACUGCACACCAUCUCGGCCCCACCAACCCCCAUCAACACGACGCACCUCGUGCCGCUCCCGCCCGCGACCCCGCCGCUCUCUCCGCUCGCCGCGCCGGGCAUGGAGCGAUGCCGCUCGUCAGAGGCAGUCCUCUCCCACGGCCACCACCACACCCGAAACAACCACACGCACGCCGCGGCUAGGGAUACUGCUUCGGGCAGUAUGAGCGUUGAUACCACCCCGCGAAAGGCGCACCAUUUGCUCUUCCCGACAGGCGCCCUACCGCCCAUCGAUCUCUCGUCAGCGCAGGUCGAGGACGAGAAGCAAGAGGAGCAUGACGACGCAGAGGUCGUCGACGAGGACGAGAACCAAGUGGACAUUGCAGCUGCAGCCGAGGCAGCUGUCGCGGCGCGCGACGCGUCCGAGAUUGCACCCGACGAGCGCAUGGAUAUCGACGAGGUCGAGGUCCCCAUCCCCGAGCUCGGGCGACCCACGAGCGACGAGUCGGCAGUAUGGGGCAUGCCCAAGUGGGGUUUGGAAGACGAACGGCCACAGGUGCGCCCUGGCGUGCGCCUCGUUGGAAUGGAGGAGCUUCCUGCCCUCGUCGAGCGCCACUCUCUGCUCGACACGCCAAGCCAAGUCCUCUUCCCCUGGCUCCAUGGCAUCGCCGAUGACGGUGCAAAGGGCAGGGAGAUGGGGGCUUUCUUCGGCUACGGCCCUCCCUUUGAGCCGCCCCCUUACCGUGGCCUAUCAGUCGUGCUCGCACCGCCACAUCCACUGGACCGUACCGUCCACUCACCGACGGGGACGGUGCAUGAGCAGCCGCGGCCGGCACCGCAGCGUAUCCCCGCUGAUGGCAUCCUCUCGUCAAGCUCGAGCGGCUCGUACAAGUCCAACGGUGGCGCCACUACCGACUCGAGCUCGCCGACCACCACCGCCGAAUCCCUCGCUCCACACACGCCCACGUCGACUCUUGUCAAGCUCUCCGAGGGCCUGGUUGUCGUCGCCGAGGUCGACUCCGACGGAGACAAUGAAGUCACCGAGGCCGACGUCGCCAUGCACCCUUGCGAGUCGAAACGCGUCUCGCCCCUCGUCGGCAGCAUGACCCUGCCCCUGUCCCCCGGUGCGGCGGCUACUGCCCGCCUCGAGUCGCCUCCCGAGGCCAUCCUCGACGAUGGCAGCGAGUCGGACUCGGACUCGUUCAUGUCCGAGGAGGAGACGCGCCCCACAUCCAUUCUCCUCAAUGCCGUUCAUGCCCAGGACAUUUUCGAGCUCCCCAUGUUCCCCAGCCAGCCGGGCCGUCGCCCGAGCUAUGCUCGCACACCAAGCGACCAAACUGGACACAGCCGCCCCGCAGGCCACUUCCGUUUGCCACGUCUGCCGAACCAGAUUAACCUUCGUAACCUUCACAUUCAGCAGAUCAAGUACGCUUCCGUCUCUGACAUUAUCAUCUACACCCGCAACGGUGUCGGUCCCGGUGUCUUGGAGAUUGCCGAGGCCGUUGCCAAUGCCCAGGACGAGCUCUACCAGCAGCGCCUCCACGAGUUCUACGAGCACUUUUCGGGCCGUGGCGAAGGCGAGGGACUCGACCGUCCCGUCAAGUACGGCGUGUGGGUCCUCGUCGAACCAUUCGCCAAGCUCGAGCGCUUCUGCCCCCAGUUUGUCAACAUCGACUCGGAAGGCAACCAGACGCAAAACUCUCGUCAGGUCGACCUCUUUGAGCGCGAAGCAUACGAGAGCCGUGCCAUGACUCGUGCCACCCAAGUCCUCGACGGUUUCUGGGUAGGCAACGAUACCGAUGUACCAGGCGGUGCCGACGACGGUGCUGGGACUCAAGUUCCCUUCGAAUUGUGUGUGAAGGCAUCAGAAUGCUCCGACAUGCCGUCGACAGCAACCCUGGCCAUGACGUACCGCCAACUCGUCGCACUCGAUCGCUCCCGCCAGUCGUCCGAGUCGGAAUCUUCCUGGUCGUCUUCGCCUGCCACGUUGGCGCUUCGCAACCUCUUGUCGCCUUCUGGCUCGUCGCAGCCGACCCCUGCCCUCCCUGAGCCGCGCACCAGCAUCCUCGGCACAUCGCCCGACGAGAGCCACAUCUAUGCCCAGCAGCACGCUGCGGAGAACCACUAUGUGGCACUCGAGUGUGCUGGCUCGUGCCGCACCAUCACUGGCCAGAUGCGCAACCUGGCCACCAUGACCGAGAAGGUCCUCGAGCUCAUCAGCUUCCUCCGCAAGGUUGUCGAGGGCCGCGACAAGACUGGCGUCAAGCGUCUAGUCCUCGUUCACUGCCAGGACGGCUACACCGAGUCGAGCAUCGUCGUGCUCAGCUACAUCAUGUCAGCGCUCGGUGUUUCACUUGCCGAGGCGUACCUCCAUCUCCAGCUCCACGCCAAGCGGUCAUUCUUCCUUUACCCCACGGACAAGCCCCUGCUUCGCAGGAUAGAGGCUCGUCUGGCGCAAGAGCGCCGCGACCGCAACCUCAGAUCACGGUCCUCGUCCAACGCCUCGACCACGUCGUCGACGGCACUCCCCAGCCCGACGUCUGCAUCGCGUUGGAAGCCUUGGGGCUUUAUGCGUGGCGGUGGCGGACAGGUCGAGGAGAAGCGCCAAGAGGAAGCCCCUGCUCCAGUUCCCAGAGGCGCUUCGCAGCCCGUCGAAGCUGCCCGCCGGCUUGCGGCAGAGGACCAGCCGCAGGGAUCCAACCAGGCGGCACAGGAAGCCAAGGUCUGGUUUGACGACAAGCGCUUUGAUGGCUUCCCGUCUAGGAUCCUUCCAUUCCUCUACCUCGGCAAUUUGGAGCACGCCAGCAACGCCUUCAUGCUGAGCGCGCUGGGCAUCACCCACGUUGUGUCAGUCGGCGAGAGCCUGCUCGACGUCCCGUCUGAACACGAUCCGAUGCACGGCUACAUUGGCGCCAACACCUUGGCCUCAGAAGCCCGCGCAGGGCGCAUCCAAGUUCUGGACCUGGCCGAUGUCAGAGAUGACGGCAACGACCCGCUGCGCCCAGUGAUCGCUCGCGCUUGCGAGUGGAUGGAGCAGGCGCGCGCUGCAGGCGGUAGCGUCCUUGUGCAUUGUCGUGUCGGUGUCUCGCGUAGCGCGAGUAUUGUGAUGGCCUACCUGAUGAAGUACCGACGCAUGGGCCUCAUGGACGCUUAUCUAGUCACUCGCGCGCGUCGUUUGAAUGUUCUCAUCCAACCCAACCUGCGCUUCUUCCACGAGUUGUUUGGUUGGGAGGCCGAGCUCGCUCGUACCGAAGCCGAGGAGCGCGAGGAGCGAAGGAAAGAGGCGGAGAGCAAGGGUGUGCGCAGCCCCGAAGCACUGGCUCUCCUGGACAAUGAACUUCCACCCCGGCCCAUCCUGUACUCUUGGCCCACCUUCUGCCGGGACGUGCACUGCCUGAACCGCCGCUUCCUCUGCAACUAGACGUGAACGCGCGGCGACAAAAGAAGCAAUCAUGUUGACACGCAACAACGUUGUGAACCUGUACGCAUUGAACACACCUACCUACCUACCCACCUCACCCGCCCACGAUCACCACCGCCACCACCACCACCA
Messenger RNA from Vanrija pseudolonga, 4126 nucleotides. RefSeq names its product Dual specificity protein phosphatase PPS1 (gene PPS1). Gene Ontology annotation, molecular function: protein tyrosine/serine/threonine phosphatase activity. The record is from RefSeq and is a predicted model, not a curated record. Bases 362 to 3994 code for a protein of 1210 amino acids. Gene Ontology annotation, biological process: nuclear DNA replication; protein dephosphorylation. NCBI's taxonomy places the organism in Eukaryota, Fungi, Basidiomycota, Tremellomycetes, Trichosporonales, Trichosporonaceae. The transcript has 6 exons.